This is a messenger RNA of Hypoxylon fragiforme, 1095 nucleotides long. RefSeq lists its product as uncharacterized. The record is from RefSeq and is a predicted model, not a curated record. The transcript has a single exon. NCBI's taxonomy places the organism in Eukaryota, Fungi, Ascomycota, Sordariomycetes, Xylariales, Hypoxylaceae. Bases 1 to 1095 code for a protein of 364 amino acids.
AUGAAGGGCCGCCCAGUUGAUCAACUCGUUUACGAGUGCAUGUUUCCCAAACCCCGAACAAGCGAUCCACAAAACUUCCAUACUCUCCUUCACCGAAGCCUUAUUCCCGAAGUCCGCCAGGAAGUCCAUUCCUUCUAUGGCCAUCUUGAUACCCAAGAAGCCAAGUACCCAGGCCUCGACUACACCCACCGUAUUCAUCGUAUACGACUCAGUCGCUGGCCAUGGCAUCGUCGCCUGUUUAGGGCAUUUGAUGCCUUGCGCCUAACUAAUUCCGAGAUUGCAAAUCUAACCAAAUGGGAAGGUACAAGAUGGGCCAAGGAGCGGUUCGAGAGGGAUUCUGGAAUCGUCAUCCAUGAUACAGCUUUUGAUGACAUUUCCGAAUGGGUCGAGCCUGAGGAUAGACCACAGACGGCACGAGCAACGCAGACCCAGACUGCGGUGGACAGCACGGCAACAGUAGAUGAAGAUAUGGAAGGUGAGGAGGAAGAGGAAGAUAGUGAUGGUGAACUUACGAGCGUUGGUGUCGCCUUAAACGAACGCCUUCGUGAACGAGCUGCACGCCACGAGGCUGGGGAUACUUCAUUGCCCCUAGACGAAGAAUGGGAGCAGUGGUUAAAGAACGCAAUCGAGUCUGGCGAACUUCCAUUCCUCACAGAGCAGAUCGUACGAGAAUCCAAUAACCUCACCCUCACUCCGCAAACACUUUUCCCACCACGAAUGCUCAAUGCGGCACGAGCUGGCCAUUGGGGCGAGAUCCCGGACUUCCUUCAUGGCGUACUCCGAUAUGCCCUAGAAAAUGAACCACUGAGUAGAGGCCAAGAAUCACCGACACCGAAUAGAGGCCAAGAGUCACUGACACCGAUAUCGGGCGAGCGUCCAUCACAGAGAUCAUCUGGAGAUAUACUGCAGAGGCUUUAUUUGGCAAGGGAAAGGGAGACGAGGGAACGAGAGACAAGAGAGCGAAAUUGGCGUCGCAACUAUUCAGAUUUACGGCUCCCAGCCAGUGAAUCAUCUACCACUACCAAUAAUACCUCAGAAGUGCGUCUACAGCGGACCGCCCAGUCCGGCACUCAAACCUACAUCUCUCUUCCAUAG